This is a messenger RNA of Aspergillus aculeatinus CBS 121060, 624 nucleotides long. Its product is annotated as RNA polymerase II mediator complex middle subunit MED9. The coding region runs from base 1 to 624 and encodes 207 amino acids. The transcript has a single exon. Gene Ontology annotation, biological process: regulation of transcription by RNA polymerase II. Gene Ontology annotation, cellular component: mediator complex. Gene Ontology annotation, molecular function: transcription coregulator activity. The record is from RefSeq and is a predicted model, not a curated record. Lineage: Eukaryota; Fungi; Ascomycota; Eurotiomycetes; Eurotiales; Aspergillaceae.
AUGGCGUUCAGAUCCCCCACGGCCUUCACACCCGCAGCGAAACCACCACCCUCCGCGCCCGAAACCCCCAUCGUGAAGGACACCCCCAUUACACCUCAAGCGGUCCCAUUCCCGCCCCCGCAGACUUUUGAUAUCAUUCCGCCAUUGCACGGUCUUCUGCUUCGCCUGCUUGCAUCCCCCGGGACAGCUGGUAAUGGUGUCAGGGCCGCCGAAGUCAACAGUGGAGGCUCGGGCCCGGUCGGACAACCCACAAGUGCUCCUGGCCAGUCUCACUCACAGCCUGGGAAUGAAAGCCACGGCCACCCUGGAGUGCUGGUGACUGUUCCAUCCACAGGACCUGGACCGGUUUCCGCCUCGGCCGAACUUGCAGCCUUGGGAUCGAAUGCACCCCCACCGCUCGACAUCAAAGAUCUCCCGACCGAAGUCAGUUCGAUCAAGAUCCGAAUCCAGAAAGCGCAGACAGUGGUGGAGAAUUUGCCAGAUGUCGACCGCUCUGUUGCAGAGCAGGAGGCGGAGAUCCAGGAGCUCGAGGACCGUAUCGCAAAGCUCAAAUUCGUCGUCUCUGAUUUUGGCCGGAGAGCCAGUCCUCGGAGUGCGGGAAAGUCAAGAAUCACUGAACCUUGA